CGAAACGCACGGUAAAAGAGCGAAAUCUCUCUCUCUUUCUCUCUCUCUAUCUUUCUGUGUGCCAGUGGGGGGAGGACUAGUUCCGAUCUGUCUUCCAUUUUUUCGGCAUUUCCUGGUUUGUCCUGGAAUCCGAGAAAAACAAAGGAAGAACGAGAUAAAGGAAGGGAGGAUUUCUGGUUUCGGGAUUUUGGAUUUGUUUUUCUGGUGGUUUUUGUUGGGCAGGAAAGAUGGGAGUGGGAACGGAGAGCUGGGUGGUGAUGGCGACGGCGAGAUCUCCGACCAACAUAGCGGUGAUAAAGUACUGGGGUAAGAGGGACGAGUCGCUCAUCCUGCCAAUUAACGACAGCAUCAGCGUAACGCUCGACCCUGACCAUCUCUGCACCACCACCACUGUUGCCGCCAGCCCCGCGUUCGACUCAGAUCGCAUGUGGCUCAACGGCAAGGAGAUCUCUCUUUCUGGAGGAAGAUUCCAAGCCUGUCUCAGGGAAAUUCGCAAACGUGCACAUGACGUCACAGAUGAGAAGAAGGGACUUCGUAUUAGUAAAGAAGAUUGGCAGAAUAUCCAUGUCCACAUCGCUUCUUAUAACAAUUUCCCUACUGCGGCCGGAUUAGCUUCCUCAGCUGCGGGCUUUGCAUGCUUAGUUUUUUCUCUUGCAAAGCUAAUGAAUGUCUCUGAAGAAUAUGGGGCGCUCUCUGCAAUUGCAAGGCAAGGUUCUGGAAGUGCUUGUCGAAGUCUCUAUGGUGGAUUUGUCAAGUGGGUGAUGGGCAAUGAUUCAUCAGGAAGUGAUAGCAUUGCUGUACAGCUGGUCAAUGAAGCUCAUUGGAGUGACCUUGUUAUUCUUAUUGCAGUGGUAAGUUCCCGUCAAAAGGAGACAAGUAGUACUACUGGAAUGCGUGAAAGUGUUGAAACAAGUCCACUGUUGCAUCACCGAUCAAAGGUUGUAGUUCCUAGCCGCAUAGUGCAAAUGGAAGAAGCUAUAAGAAGCCGUGAUUUUGCAUCUUUUGCAAGUCUAACUUGUGCAGAUAGCAAUCAGUUUCAUGCUGUCUGCUUGGACACAUCCCCCCCAAUCUUCUACAUGAAUGACACGUCACAUAGGAUAAUCAGCUGCAUUGAAAGAUGGAACAAGCUUAAAGGUACCCCACAGGUAGCAUAUACUUUUGAUGCUGGUCCAAAUGCAGUGAUGAUUGCUCCAAACAGAAAAACUGCUACCGAUCUUCUUUGUAGGAUGCUCUAUUACUUCCCUCCAUCUCCAGAUACAGAAUUGUCCAGUUACAUAUUGGGCGACAAAACCAUUCUGCAAGAAGCAGGUCUGAAAUCGAUGGGAGAUGUGGAAGCUCUUCCACCACCGCCUGAGAUGGCAGACAAGCUUACUUCUAGAGUCAGUGGGGAGGUUAGCUACUUCAUCUGCACGAAGCCUGGCCAAGGACCUGUACUACUAGCUGAUGAAAACGAAUCACUUUUGCAUCCUCAAACAGGUCUGCCAAAGUGAUGCCAGCCUCAUCAAGUACCGUGUUAACUGCUGCUGUGUGCCGUCUUCAAUUAGUAGCUAAGUCCAAAGCCUAUUAAGUUUCGACUGUCUGUAAUUGUAUUUCAGGACAGAUUUUUGUUGUCAUAUACUUUGUAUCUCCCUGCUAAUCUUACAUGGAUGGCUUGCUGGUUGCAACUGUGAACA
This is a messenger RNA of Nymphaea colorata (pocket water lily), 1673 nucleotides long. Its product is annotated as diphosphomevalonate decarboxylase MVD2, peroxisomal-like. Gene Ontology annotation, biological process: isopentenyl diphosphate biosynthetic process, mevalonate pathway; isoprenoid biosynthetic process. The transcript is spliced from 10 exons. Gene Ontology annotation, molecular function: diphosphomevalonate decarboxylase activity; ATP binding. Gene Ontology annotation, cellular component: cytosol. Bases 228 to 1490 code for a protein of 420 amino acids. Lineage: Eukaryota; Viridiplantae; Streptophyta; Magnoliopsida; Nymphaeales; Nymphaeaceae. The record is from RefSeq and is a predicted model, not a curated record.